This is a messenger RNA of Phlebotomus papatasi, 1360 nucleotides long. RefSeq lists its product as uncharacterized. The transcript has 5 exons. The coding region runs from base 164 to 1333 and encodes 389 amino acids. The record is from RefSeq and is a predicted model, not a curated record. NCBI's taxonomy places the organism in Eukaryota, Metazoa, Arthropoda, Insecta, Diptera, Psychodidae.
AUGGUCAGACGGGUUAUUUGUUUAUUUUGUGUAUUUGUUGAUAAGACCGCAAAAUUUUGUUUACGCAGAUUAGUAAUAGAUUUAUGUAUAUUUUGAAUAUAAAUGCAAAUACACUUAUAAGUUUUCUUAGCAAUAAAACCUUGAAUUCAUGUAAAUUACAAUUAUGUUCAAUCACUUGAAGGAUAUUUUAGCUGAAAUUGAGGAGAGAAAUCAGAACGAGGAAAUACUUCCUUAUGAAGCAGAAUUUCUACAGCAAUUGCGUAAUUUAUCAAGUUGGGAAAAGAUCUUCCUACAGAAACGUCUGUAUGCAUGUGAAUGGCAAGUAGGCAGUCCCCAUUUAAUGGCUGUACUGCAGCAGGAAGGACUCUUCAACAUUUCCCUCUAUCUUACCAAUCUCUCUAAUGCCGAUGACGCCAAUAACAUCCUUAAUGAUCUCCUUGAGGUGGAACACAGUCUUUUGACUGAGAUUGUUCUCAGUGCCGCUAUGGAGAGCUCUCAAUCGGAAAAGCUUGCGUGCCUUUUGGAGAAAUGCUGUGAAACUGCCUUAAAAGAUCUUCUCAAAGAUCCAAGUCUGGAAAUUCCCAAUUACAUGGAACGCCUUGAAAUUCAUCUCCGAGAUAAAAGUGAUUUGCAGCAUUUUCGAAAAAUGCAUUUAAAAAUACUUGCAUCUCUGCACGAAUCACAAAUUCUGGAAGCACUCACUAAACAGAAAGAAUGGGCUGAAGAAGGAGUAUUUAUGAGAAAUUCAUCUCUAAACGCACUACUUUCUCAGAUAACUAAGAUGCACAGAGAAUGUCUCGAGAGCCUACUGAGUUCCAUGAUAAAGAACAACUUUUCAGAGUGGAAAUUUUCUCUGGCAAUCUUUAAUUUUAUUCUAACUUCAGUGUCUCAGGAUGAUCGUUUAUUUGUCAAAAAAUUCGUGGAAAGUUUUUUUUGGAAGGCAUGUAUAACGCGAAGUGAGCAAAAGUUUCAAAUCUUCCUUCUGUUCAUCCGGGAGAUAUCUUAUGCAAGCGGAGAAGCAAAGAAAACCACCUAUGCUACGUGGUACAAAGCCACAAUCUCUGAAAUGACCUACAAAAUUCAACCAGAAGAUUUUCGAGUUACAAUAGCCUACUUAAUCAAUUUUACUCAUCUCGAGGAAGACAUGGAUUUCCUGAAUGUUCAUAUCAAGACUUACAUAUCUGCUCCAGCUCGGUGUCAGGAUAUUGUGCAGGAAUUUAAGCAAAUCUCAAGAAUUCGUCUUAACUCCCUGACAACACAAACCGAAAAAUUGGAAAAAGUUGUACAGGUGUCAGGCGAUGAGGAUUGUGAUUGUGUAAUAUUCAUUGAUUGAAAGAAAAAUUUUAUUGACAAAAAGUAA